Debaryomyces hansenii CBS767 is the source of this 870-nucleotide messenger RNA. RefSeq names its product DEHA2A06622p. NCBI's taxonomy places the organism in Eukaryota, Fungi, Ascomycota, Pichiomycetes, Serinales, Debaryomycetaceae. The transcript has 2 exons. Bases 1 to 870 code for a protein of 289 amino acids. The record is from RefSeq and is a predicted model, not a curated record.
AUGACUGUUGAUACGUUGACAGUAAAGAAAGAUGAAGAUUACUUCAGUUUGAAAUACUCGUACCAGUUGCAGAAUGACAAUUCUAACUUAGAAGAACAAUUCAUUAUACCAGAUAAAAAAUUCAGUUUGAAUGUUAAUCUACAUAUAAAUGGUACUAAGCUCCAUACCACGGAUUACGGAAGUUUGGUAGAGGCAAUUGGACAUAGCUUUGUCGAGUGUCGUUACUGGAAGCAUAUUGACAUGAAUACAAGCUUAUUCAUCAGAGGCGAUAAAACUACGUCAUUUCUGUUAGAUCUUGAGUGUAAUGUAUCUACCCCCAUUAUUAAUGAUCUACUCGAUAUGAAAUAUGCAUUCCCCAAUUCCAUAAAUUUGCUAAGUCUGAUAGACUUAGAUUUCCACUUUAACACAUUUCAGCCAAAACUACAACUUGCUGACAUUGUAGACGCAUUGAACUAUCUGCUUGGUUCGUUGUUCAUUAACUUGGAGUUUAAAUUUCCCUUUGUGUUCUCAUUUUACGGUAGGAAGCUAUUCAAAACAAACUAUAAUUGGCUUUUCAGAAAUCUCGACGAGAUGUUAUGUUCAUCUCCUGCAAACCUCCCUUCUGUAAUUCAUAAUAAGAACGAAGCGUUCUUGCAAUCUAUGAAAAAUAUUCAGUUGAAAGCACUAGCGGAAUACAAUACUUUGAGUAUUAUGAAAGAGUGUGAUAUGUCUGGAUCUAAGUUAGACGCGUGUAAGAAGUACAGAAGCCGUUUCCUUGAUCUGGGCUUACCUCCCACCCCUAAUCUAUCCAUCAAAGCAAUGGUUUUCGACUUACAACUCUUUGAUCUAAAGUAUAUUGAAAGCCAUCUUAAUAUCGAAUCGAUCACGUGA